Prorocentrum cordatum is the source of this 889-nucleotide messenger RNA. Lineage: Eukaryota; Dinophyceae; Prorocentrales; Prorocentraceae. The record is from the annotation of a GenBank genome assembly.
GUAUUCGCAGCUCAUUUCGGAUUUGCAGAAGGCCACAACCUCAGCCCCAACGCCCACUGUUGGCUCGGCCAAGCACGCCAUGGAGCAAACGCAGUGGCAGCUGGACAGGUCCGUGGCGCACGCCGAGGCCUUGGAGGAGCAGUUGGCGGCAGCCCGCCAGACGGCGGCCGAAGCAUACAAGGCCUACGCCCACUGCGAGAGUGUCUACAAGGAGGCGGUGCGUGGACUGGCUGCCCAGGUGGUGCCUGAAACGGACCCGAAGGUGCCGUGCCUCAGCUUGGAGGACAUGCUGUCGGGCAAGGACAUUGACUUCGACGAUGGCGGCCUCUUCGGCAUCGAGCAGCUCGAGGGGGUUGAGGUGGCGCCCCAGGAUCGAGAGGAGCUGGAUCGUCGCAAGGCCGAGCUGCAGCAGCUGGUGCAGCAGACUGCGCGGGAGGCCUUCCAAGGCCUCAAGGAGCGCGCCACCGCCAUUUUCCAGGAGCAAAAGGACUUCAACAAGCGCGUGCAGGUACUUCUGGCAGUGCUGGUGCUACUGAUGGUGCCCCAGCUGCAGCGGCGCCUGGCGCAGCGGCUGCAGCCGCCGGGGCUGGUGCGGCUGCUGCGGCUUCCCCAGAUGUCGUGGACGCGGACGCGUCGCCGGAGCCAGAGGCGGCGCCCAAGGGCGCCCAACCCACGUUGUCGCCUGAGCAGCUGGAGCAUUUCUAUGCCCAAGCCAAAGCGGCAGCUAGGCCCAAAGGUAAGGGCCACGGUGGCAAGUCUGGUGCUGCUAAGCCUCAUGGGUAGCACGAUGAUCACCGUCUGGACGGCCAACACCACGAGCUGGGGGCCAUGCAUCUCGUUCGUGGAGAAGAAGGCCGAGCUGCGCCGCCAGGGCGCGCAGUUCCGCCAG